GUGACAUAGGCAUUGAUGUGCCCCUUUGUUUCAAAAACACACUUCUGUAUUUCACCUAAUUGGGACAAUCCAACCCCAUAUCAUAUUUCAUCACUCUGUCCUUGCUCUACUGGAACUGUUCUUACUGAUCAAUUACUACUUUUCCCUCCCCAUAGUUACCGUACACGAGAAGAAAUUCAGGAAGUAAGAAGUAAGAGUGACCCUAUUAUGCUUCUCAAGGACAGGAUGGUGAACAGCAAUCUUGCCAGUGUGGAAGAACUAAAGGAAAUUGAUGUGGAAGUGAGGAAGGAGAUUGAGGAUGCUGCCCAGUUUGCCACGGCCGAUCCUGAGCCACCUUUGGAGGAGCUGGGCUACCACAUCUACUCCAGCGACCCACCUUUCGAAGUUCGUGGUGCCAAUCAGUGGAUCAAGUUUAAGUCAGUCAGUUAAGGGGACUUGAAGGGGAGGUUAUACCUUCAGGGGGCUACCAGUGUUCUCAACUUGGUUAAGGAGGAAGAAAAUCCAGUCAAUGAAAUUCUUGUAAACUUCCAUUAAGACUUAAGUGUGUAGACUGAGCAGGUAGUAAUUGCAUGCACUCUGUACAUUGUUGCAUUAAAAGAUGAAUUAUUGAGUGCUUAAAGAU
Piliocolobus tephrosceles (Ugandan red Colobus) is the source of this 622-nucleotide messenger RNA. It is a transcript of the gene PDHA1, whose product is annotated as pyruvate dehydrogenase E1 subunit alpha 1. Lineage: Eukaryota; Metazoa; Chordata; Mammalia; Primates; Cercopithecidae. The transcript has 2 exons. The coding region runs from base 16 to 429 and encodes 137 amino acids. Gene Ontology annotation, biological process: pyruvate decarboxylation to acetyl-CoA. Gene Ontology annotation, molecular function: pyruvate dehydrogenase (acetyl-transferring) activity. The record is from RefSeq and is a predicted model, not a curated record.